Yamadazyma jaroonii is the source of this 759-nucleotide messenger RNA. The record is from the annotation of a GenBank genome assembly. Lineage: Eukaryota; Fungi; Ascomycota; Pichiomycetes; Serinales; Debaryomycetaceae.
AUGAGUUACACUGCUGUUCCUACACAACCCCCACCAUAUGGUGAAAACCCUGAAGCCAGAACUGAAGGUGACAAUGUUCCUGAUGAUUUCAAAUAUUCUGUUGAUGUGGCAUCAUGUGAAUUGCCUGUACGUCAAAUGUUCAUUCGUAAGGUGUAUUCAUUAUUAACAGCUCAAAUCUUAGCUACUGUGGUAGUGGGAUUUGUUAUCCGUUCGAAUACAACUAUUCAGAACUGGUGUUUCAACAACUUCUGGUUAUUCAUUGUUUCUAUCGUAGGAUCUUUUGGAUUCUUAAUUGCCACCCAUAUCAAAGCUAGAAGUUAUCCUAUAAAUUUGGUAUUAUUAGGGGCUUUCACAUUAUGUGAAAGUUAUGGAAUUGGAUUAUCUUGUUCAUUAGUUGAAUCUGAAAUCGUCAUCCAAGCAUUAAUGCUAACCUUGGUUGUAUUCAUUGGUUUGACACUUUUUGCUUUCCAAAGUAAAUAUGAUUUCAGAAGUUGGCAAAGUGUUGCAUCUUUAGGUCUUUGGUUCUUAAUUGGUUGGGGUUUCUUAAUGAUGUUCUUCCCACAAUCAUCUUUUGCUAAUUUGAUCUAUAGUGGGAUUGGUGCCAUCAUCUUCAGUGUUUACAUCUUAAUUGAUACUCAAGAAAUAUUGAAAACUUGUCAUUUAGAUGAUGAGAUCCCUGCUACCUUGAAAUUAUAUUUGGAUAUCAUCAACUUAUUCUUAUUCAUUUUAAGAAUCCUCAAUAAUAGAAAUGAAAACUAG